Anopheles coluzzii is the source of this 1369-nucleotide messenger RNA. RefSeq lists its product as uncharacterized. Lineage: Eukaryota; Metazoa; Arthropoda; Insecta; Diptera; Culicidae. The transcript has 2 exons. Bases 681 to 1100 code for a protein of 139 amino acids. The record is from RefSeq and is a predicted model, not a curated record.
AGCACAACCACAUCACACUCAACGGGGUUUCAUUGUCAGUAACCAACCAGCUCACAGCCAGCCCACUCUGCCGCAUCCGUGUGCAUCCGUUUGCACGUUCGUCUGUGACGUGUUCACGUUUCUUCUAUGUGUUUACAUCGCCGUUUAUUUUUCUUUCGCUUUUGUUUGUGUUUUUCUUUCAUUCGCGGUGUGAGUGUGGUUUUACUUUCAUUAGCUUUUUCUUAAUUUUGGAUUGCCUAGCUUACCUGCUUCCGGUGCCGAAAAUAGGGGAGGAAAAAUCAAUCGAAUAUCAAAGCAAUCAGCUUGACGAGUGAAGAAAAUCCGAUCGUGAAGUUACGAUUACGAGCGCAGAGAGAAAAAGGGGAGGGGGAAAUAACAUCCAGAGGAAAUGGAAAAGUGCUCAUUGAAACUGAGCAAAGAAUGCAAAGAUGAAAAGAGAUAAAGGCGAGAUAAAAAAUAGACACAAAAUAGAUACGGAACUGCAACAGAGCAAAGAAGUCAAUAAAACACCUCAACAGAGACAAGAGCAGAAAGCGAGAGAGAGAGAGUCAAAGACAACAUACAUACACGCGCUUCAAACGUUUAUAAAUAAACCAACUCACCCGUCAGGUGUCGCUUGAUUGUGAUUGAUUGUCAACCGAGGUGGAGCGUGCCUAGCCUAGCCCAGACAAGAAAUCACAAUGACACGAUCGUACCGUCGGUUUGCAUUGGCUGCAAUACUUCUGCUAACGCUACACCAAACGCUCGGUGAACUGCAACGCGCUGCCACAGUAGCGAAAUCGAUUGGCAAAGCGGGGAGUGAAUCUUCGCCAAGGGUUGCGCAAGGGCACGGAGCGAACGAACGCCCGGAGCGGGUACGGGCACAGCUGGCCGGUGGAUUCAUCGACGAUGCGACGGUGCAUAAAAACGGUGGCGCAGCUCAACGGCAGCCGCACGGCACUGAUCAUCCACGAUCGCGCGCUCCGCCGUUUGCCGGAAAUGGACGGAAGAUGCCUGUCCACGGUACGAGUGGUCCGAUUCACACUUAUAUAAAAACGGACAAAAAUGCCAACUUUAAGUGGGGUGUGCGGCAUUUCGUGGGGGCAAAGUACGCCCGAUGAGCGCCGAGGCGGGGCGAGCGAAGCGAUUGUCAAUUAGCAAAGGCGGUACACGAUUAGCUAACUUGUAGCAAAUGGGUAAUUUAAUAUGUUUAGGGUUAAAGCUACGAUGUAGUUUUGGAUGAAAUUAUGCGUUAAACAGGGUGCAAUCGAGGUGAAAAUAAACAAUUUAGUUCCGGUAGUAAGACGGUGCGGCCGUAAUCUGGCACAAUCGUUGUUAAGGGCGGUCAUCAAUGGAGGAAGAUAUACUUACCAAAGUAUUUGUUUUCACA